Arxiozyma heterogenica is the source of this 894-nucleotide messenger RNA. It is a transcript of the gene HIS1, whose product is annotated as ATP phosphoribosyltransferase. Gene Ontology annotation, molecular function: magnesium ion binding; ATP phosphoribosyltransferase activity. Bases 1 to 894 code for a protein of 297 amino acids. The transcript has a single exon. NCBI's taxonomy places the organism in Eukaryota, Fungi, Ascomycota, Saccharomycetes, Saccharomycetales, Saccharomycetaceae. The record is from RefSeq and is a predicted model, not a curated record. Gene Ontology annotation, cellular component: cytoplasm. Gene Ontology annotation, biological process: L-histidine biosynthetic process.
AUGGAUUUAGUUAAUCACUUAGAGGACAGAUUAUUAUUUGCCAUUCCAAAAAAAGGUAGGUUAUAUAAUAAGUGUGUGGAAAUCUUGAAUGGGUCUGAUAUCAAAUUCCACAGAUCUCAAAGAUUGGAUAUUGCACUAUCUACAUCAUUACCAAUUGCGUUAAUUUUCUUACCAGCUGCAGAUAUCCCAAUGUUUGUUGGGGAAGGUAAGUGUGAUUUAGGUAUCACUGGUUAUGACCAAGUGAGAGAAGCGGACAUUGACGUCGAAUUGCCUAUUGAUUUGGAGUUUGGUAAGUGUAAACUACAAGUUCAAGUUCCUGCAAAUGGACCAUACAAGGAUCCAAGUGAAUUGAUUGGUAAAACUAUUGUAUCUAGUUUCACAAACUUGGCAAGUAAAUAUUUCGCUGAUUUGGAAGGCGUUCCAGUAGAUAAAAUGACUACCAAGAUUAAAUAUGUUGGUGGGUCUGUGGAAGCUAGUUGUGCCCUUGGCGUGGCAGAUGCUAUUGUAGAUUUGGUGGAAAGCGGUGAGACUAUGCGUGCAGCAGGGUUAACUGAUAUUGCUACGGUCUUGGACACAAGUGCACACUUGAUUCAAUCUAAGAACCCAAAGAGUGACAAAGAUUUGAUUGAGACAAUUAAGUCAAGAAUAGAAGGUGUUAUGGCAGCACAAAAAUAUGUUUAUUGUACCUAUAAUGCGCCAAAAUCUAAUCUAAAGAACUUGUUGAAAGUCACACCGGGUAGAAAAGCACCAACCAUUCAGAAUAUUGAUGAUGAGGGAUGGGUUGCUGUUUCUUCGAUGAUUGAAAGGAAGCAAAAAGGUGUUAUAUUAGAUGAGUUGAAAAAAGAGGGUGCUACAGAUAUUCUUGUCUUUGAAGUUUCAAAUUGUCGUGUUUAA